AUGGGGCUCACUGGUGGGCCUGUCGCGACCCUCCUCCUCCUCCUCCUGUUCCUCCAGAUUUGCUGGCUGCGACGCGCAGCCUCUGAGCCUUGCCAGGCGGGCUUCGGGGAGGCUGAAGUGACCUUGGAAGCGGAAGGCGCGGAACCGAAGCCCGGGCAGGCGAUGGAGAAAGGUGUUGCAGGCUGCCCUGGGCAGGAGUUAGCCCCACUCAGCACUGGAAACAACUUCACUGGGAAGAAUGGUGGCACAAUUCAGGUAAAGCACUCUUUGCAGGAAAGGAAGGCCUCGAAGCUCUCAGCAUCCAAGCGCAUCUUAAAAAGACGCAAGAGAGAGUGGGUGGUCCCGCCCAUCUCUGUCUCUGAGAACGGCAAGGGUCCUUACCCCCAGAGGCUGAAUCAGCUCAAGUCUAAUAAGGACAGAGGUACCCGGAUUUUCUACAGCAUCACAGGACCUGGGGCAGACAGCCCCCCUGAAGGCGUCUUCACCAUAGAGAAGGAGACGGGCUGGCUGCUGCUGAACAAGCCCCUGGACCGCGAGAAGGUUGCCAAGUACGAGCUCUUUGGCCAUGCUGUGUCAGAGAAUGGAGCCUCAGUGGAGGAGCCCAUGAACAUCUCCAUCAUUGUGACCGACCAGAAUGACCACAAGCCCAAGUUCACUCUGGACGUCUUCCGAGGGAGUGUCUUGGAGGGUGUUUUGCCUGGUACUUCUGUAAUGCAGGUGACAGCCACCGACGAGGACGAUGCCAUCAACACCUACAAUGGGGUGGUCGCAUACUCCAUUCACAGCCAAGAGCCCAAGGAACCUCACGACCUCAUGUUCACUGUCCACCGCAGCACAGGCACCAUCAGUGUCAUCUCCAGCGGCCUGGACCGAGAGAAAGUCCCCGAGUACACACUGACCAUCCAGGCCACGGACAUGGACGGGGACGGCUCCACCACCACAGCAGUGGCUAUAGUGGAGAUUCUCGAUGCCAACGACAAUGCCCCUGUGUUCGACCCCCAGAAGUACGAGGCCCGGGUGCCGGAGAACGCCGUGGGUCACGAGGUACAGAGGCUCACAGUGACUGAUCUGGAUGUACCCAACUCAACGGCCUGGCGCGCUGCCUACCGCAUCGUGGGAGGUGAUGAUGGGGGCCAUUUCACCAUCACCACCCGUCCUGAGAGCAACCAGGGCAUCUUGACAACCAGGAAGGGCUUGGAUUUCGAGGCCAAAACCCAGCAUACCUUGUACGUGGAAGUGACCAACGAGGUGCCCUUUGUGGUGAAGCUUCCAACUGCCACGGCCACUGUGGUGGUCCACGUAGAGGACGUGAACGAGGCCCCCGUGUUUGUCCCACCUUCCAAAGUAGUUGAUGUCCAGGAGGGCAUCUCUGUCGGGGAGACAGUGUGUGUCUACACUGCACGGGACCCUGACACAAAGAACCAGAGGAUCAGCUACCACAUCCUGAGUGACCCAGCAGGGUGGCUAACAGUGGACCCGGACAGUGGGCAGGUCACAGCCGCCGGCAUCUUAGACCGUGAGGACGAGCGGUUCGUGAGGAACAAUGUCUAUGAAGUCAUGGUCUUGGCCACAGACAAUGGGAGUCCUCCCACCACCGGCACUGGGACCCUCCUGCUAACACUCAGCGACGUCAACGACCAUGGCCCCAUCCCUGAGCCCCGUAAGAUCACCAUCUGCAAUCAAAGCCCAGUGCCCCAAGUACUGAACAUCACGGACAAGGACUUGUCUCCCAACUCGUCCCCUUUCCAGGCCCGGCUCACCCAUGACUCAGACAUCUACUGGACGGCAGAAGUCCAUGAGAAAGGAGACACAGUGGCCUUAUCCCUGAAGAAAUUCCUGAAGCAAGACAUGUAUGACGUGUUCCUUUCUUUGUCUGACCAUGGCGACAAGGAGCAGCUGACGGUGAUCAGGGCCACUGUGUGCAACUGUCACGGCCACGUGGAUACGUGCCCUGAUCCCUGGAAGGGGGGAUUCGUCCUCCCCAUCCUGGGGGCUGCACUAGCUCUGCUGCUCCUCCUCUUGGUGCUGCUGUUGCUGGUGAGAAAGAAGCGGAAGGUCAAGGAACCCCUCCUGCUUCCAGAGGAUGACACACGUGACAACGUCUUCUACUACGGUGAAGAGGGUGGUGGCGAAGAGGACCAGGACUACGACAUCACCCAGCUGCACCGGGGCCUGGAGGCCAGGCCCGAAGUAGUCUUGCGCAAUGACGUGGCCCCCACCUUCAUGCCCACCCCCAUGUACCGCCCUCGGCCAGCCAACCCAGAUGAGAUCGGCAACUUCAUCGUGGAGAACCUGAAGGCAGCCAACACGGACCCCACUGCGCCACCCUAUGACUCCUUGCUCGUGUUUGACUACGAGGGCAGUGGUUCAGACGCCGCCUCCCUGAGCUCCCUCACCUCCUCAGCCUCAGACCAGGACCAGGACUACGACUACCUCAGCGAGUGGGGCAACCGCUUCAAGAAGCUGGCUGACAUGUACGGCGGCGGCGAGGACGACUAGGCCUCUGGCCAUCCUGCCCGGCUGGCCGGGAACUAAACAUAG
Molecule: messenger RNA, 2541 nt
Organism: Ochotona curzoniae (black-lipped pika)
Lineage: Eukaryota; Metazoa; Chordata; Mammalia; Lagomorpha; Ochotonidae
Gene: CDH3
Product: cadherin 3
Exons: 16
Coding region: 1-2499 (832 amino acids)
Biological process (GO): multicellular organism development; adherens junction organization; calcium-dependent cell-cell adhesion
Cellular component (GO): adherens junction; cytoplasm; plasma membrane
Molecular function (GO): cadherin binding; calcium ion binding
Source: RefSeq, a predicted model, not a curated record